Messenger RNA from Aspergillus luchuensis, 2334 nucleotides. Its product is annotated as OPT family oligopeptide transporter. Gene Ontology annotation, biological process: transmembrane transport. The record is from RefSeq and is a predicted model, not a curated record. Lineage: Eukaryota; Fungi; Ascomycota; Eurotiomycetes; Eurotiales; Aspergillaceae. Gene Ontology annotation, molecular function: oligopeptide transmembrane transporter activity. The transcript has 8 exons. The coding region runs from base 1 to 2334 and encodes 777 amino acids.
AUGUCUGCAAUCACGACCGGUGCAGCCCGAGAGGGUGACGGCGUCUCAAUCCCCCACCCUGAUGCUGUCGAUGAGAAGUCCGCUGUCACGGUGCUCGCUGGCAAAGAAGACCACAGGAUCACCGGUGAUGAGCUGAGCGGCGAAGAGGACCGCGAAAGCGAAGACGCUAUUAUCAUCACUGGUGCAGACGCUGCCGCUCACCUGCUCCCACUCAGAGAUGACUUCGACCCUGCCUUGACAUUUCGGAGUAUCAUUCUCGCCUCCGGUCUGGCGUGCUUCCAGGCGGUCAUGAACCAAAUCUACAUGUUUAAACCUACUGCCGUCACCAUUCAAGGAACUUUCAUCGUUCUGAUCGCUUACUUUGUCGGCAAUGCCUGGGCCAGGUUCCUCCCCCGGGGUGAUAAGUUUGAAGCGCGUUGGAGGGAGAAGGGUGGUCAGGGAAAGCUUCCAUGGCAUAUUCGGUGGAUAAAGUUUGUGAAUCCUGGACCGUGGACUCUGAAGGAGCACGCUAUUUGCGCUAUCACAGCCACAUCUGCUUCCAAUGCCUCUGUAUCCUCGCAGGUGUUUGCGGCGCAGAACCUCUUCUAUAAUAUGCCCUUUAGUGCCAUCACUGUCAUCUUCAGCAUCAUUUCGAUCGGUCUGUUCGGUUAUAGUCUCUGUGGCAUUAUGCGACCUAUUGCCGUCUGGCAUGUUGAGGCGGUCUACUGGAGUACUCUUCCUACGGUCAAGACCCUUCAAGGGUUGCAUUGGCAGCAGGUCAAAAACUCCAAGCCGCUCCGGUACUUCUGGUAUGCCUUUACUGGCAUGUCGUUGUAUGAAAUUAUUCCUGCAUACAUAUUCCCGUGGCUUAACUCCGUUUCUAUUCCGUGUCUAGCUUCCCAGAAAGCAACCGGCAAAAAGGGCGCUGUACUCACCAAUGUUUUCGGUGGGGCCACCAAUAAUGAAGGGAUGGGUUUAUUCUCUCUCAGCUUCGACUGGCAAUAUAUCACCUCCUUCCAAACCUCCCUUCCUCUCAAGCUCCAGCUUCACCAGGACAUUGGCUUCGCCUUCUGCUUCAUCAUCAUGGUAGCCAUAUACUACGGAAACGGCUGGAACGCCCGAUCCCUUCCAUUCAUGUCCACGCAGCUUCUCAUGGCGAAUGGUACUUCGUAUCCGGUCGCCAGCGUCUUCCCUGACGGCGUGCUCGACAAAUCUGCGUUGGCUAAAUACGGUGUACCCAGACUAACUGGAACUUUUGCAUACGCUAUGUUUAUGGCCAACGCUGCUAUCGGAGCCCUCAUCAUGCACUGUAUCAUCUUCUGGGGCGGCGAUAUCAAGCGGGCCUACCAGAGCGCCAAACAAGGUCGCUACGACGAUCGUCACCACGAGCACAUGGCCAAGCAUUACAAGGAAACCCCGUGGUGGUGGUACGUUGCGGUGCUUGUCAUCAGCUUUGUUCUCGGACUGGUGGUGGUUCUCAAGGAGAAUAUUACCCUCCCCGCCUGGGCGUACAUUGUCUCAUUGAUUGUCGGAAUCAUCAUCUCGCCUUUCAGUACCAUCCUCUACUCUCGCUACGGAAACGGAAUCGCGACCAACAACCUCUCAAAGAUGUUAGCAGGACUGAUGCUUCCCGGGCGCCCCGUUGGAAACAUGUACUUUGCAGCGUGGUCCCACAACGUGAUCCAAAACGCAGUGAACCUAUCCAACGACCUGAAGAUGGGCGAAUACCUAAAAAUUCCCCCACGAGUCAUGUUCCUCACCCAAAUCUACGGCACCAUCCUGGGCGGCUUCAUCAACUACGCCAUCAUGAUCUCCAUCGUGACCGGCAACAAAGCCCUCCUUUCCAACGGCAACGGCAACUCCUCCUGGAGCGGCGCCACCAUGCAAUCCUACAACACCAACGCCGCCUCCUGGGCCCUUGCCUCCUACCUCUACCGCUCCGGCACUCCCUACGCCAUGGUUCCCAUCGGUCUAGCCAUCGGCGCCGCAGCUGUCGUCGCCCACCGUCUCUUCUACUACUUUGUCCCCAAAAUCCGCAACUUCGACGUCUCGGAAGUCAACAUGCCGCAAUUCAUCCAAUACGCCGGCUACAUCCCCUACAACCAAUCACAGACAUGCGUGCUCUUCAGCUGGGUCCUCUCAGGCCUCUUCGUGCAGUAUUAUCUGCGGAACUAUCAUCCGAGGAUUUUCAAGGAUUACUCGUAUUUGAUUACGGGUGCGUUUGAUGGCGCUAGUUUGACCAUCGUGUUUAUUCUUUCGUUUGCGGUGUUUGGCGCUGCGGGUGUCGCGCAUGAUUUUCCCUCUUGGUGGGGGAAUAAUUCGAAUGGGAAUUAUGAUUGGUGUCCUGUUACUUAG